GGCUCUCGUCUUUUUCAUAAAGGACUCUUAUUCGGCGGCGAGGGCAGACAUGGAGGAGCUGAGCGCCGUGGGAGAGCAGGUUUUUGAUGCGGAAUGCAUUUUAAACAAACGACUGAGGAAGGGAAAGUUGGAGUUUCUCGUGAAGUGGAGGGGCUGGUCGUCCAAACACAACAGCUGGGAGCCCCAGGAAAACAUCCUUGACCCGAGACUGUUGGCUGCAUUCAACAAGAAAGAGCAAGAAAAGGAGCUCCUGAUGCGUAAGAGGGGGAAAAGGCCAAGGGGACGACCACGGAAAAUCCUUGAGAACGUGCCUGAGGCUGCAAAAUCAAGCAGCUCUUCAUCCGGCUCGUCGUCGUCGUCCUCCGAUUCCUCAUCCUCAUGCUCCUCCUCCUCGUCCUCAUCAGACGACGAUGACGAAGACGGCGCCGUUAAGCAGGCAAGCCCCGGUGUUAGAACACGAGACCUCCAUCCUGUCCCUCAGAAGAAGGCACAGAUUGUUGUGGCGAAGCAGGAGCCCCCAAAGAAACGGAGCAGGAAACCUCUGCCCCCUGACGUGAAGGAAUUUCAACAGAACAAGGGCCCUCGCAAAAUCCUGAAAACGUCCAAAGAUGCAGAUCUUCCGGGAGCAAUCAAAAAGCCCGUUCACCCGGCGAGCUUCACCUUCAUGGGUUUCCACCGGGGCUCGGCCAGGGACACAGUGGGUAGUCAGAACAGGAGCUCUCUGACCCAGGGUGGGGCUGUUAAAAACUCCAUGAGCUCUGUGGGAUCUGUGGGAUCUGGCAGGUCAGUCCAGACUGCCUCCCUGUCUCUGAACAAAUCCAGCCAGAGCAGGAAUGUCACCGAGGCUAAACUGUCCAUCUCUAGUAUGAGCAGUGGAACAAGUCUGGAUUUGAAAGCAGCUGCUGGCAAAUCAAAAGGGGUAGCAGCGUUGAAUUUGAAUACAUCCAAACACCCCAUUCAAGGAACCACUCAGCACACACUAAGCUCCCCCAACGGACAAAAGAAACCCCAGGGCCCUGUGUCAACACUGCAGCGGAUACCCAAUACCAAAGCUGUGGCUUCUGUACCAGCGAAGAACGCCUCCUCCAAUCAAGGUUCUGGCCUUCAGCUGCUCCACCUUCAGAGCAAACCGGUGCAAAGCAGUGACGCCCCUGGAAACGGCACUGCCCCAGUGUCAGGCCUGAGAAAUGCAACAAAUCCAGCAAGGAAAGCCACCGUCGCACAAAAUCAGGAGUACAAUCCUCCCAAGAGUCCUGCAACCCCCGGAAGACCGCAGGCCAGAAAGAACCAGCCCGGAGCAGACAAGGUCAAGGAGGCGACCUCUAGAGUCCAAGGCAGGCUGGAGAAGAGCAGUGUGCAUAAAUCCUCCGCAGAGGUCCAGAGCCAGCAGGAGCGAUCGGCCUACAAAGAUGGCAAGAAAGCCAAAAUGAACGACAUGAGCACAGGUGAAGAGGAGAGCAGCUCCGACUCCGACCAGGAUUCUUCCUACACCGGACGGGAUCGCUCAGUGGCGGUCCAGAGCCAGGACUGGAAGCCCACGCGCAGUCUGAUAGAGCACGUGUUCGUAACGGAUGUCACAGCUAAUCUAGUUACCGUCACGGUCAAGGAGUCGCCGACCAGCGUGGGCUUCUUCAGCAUUCGCAACUACUGACAGGAUUCAAGACACUGCAAACCAGAUGGUAUUUGAAGCAAAGAGACAGGAUCUGGGUUUCUGAAGGAACUGGCUAAACCCUUGGCUGGAGAAUUUCUGAGGAACACAUCAGGGAAUGGAGGUCAAUUUGCUCUUCAUUUUCUUUUAGUAAGAGACUAAUUUUUA
Messenger RNA from Xiphias gladius (swordfish), 1816 nucleotides. It is a transcript of the gene cbx2, whose product is annotated as chromobox homolog 2 (Drosophila Pc class). The record is from RefSeq and is a predicted model, not a curated record. Gene Ontology annotation, biological process: negative regulation of transcription by RNA polymerase II. Bases 50 to 1651 code for a protein of 533 amino acids. The transcript is spliced from 5 exons. Gene Ontology annotation, cellular component: PRC1 complex; heterochromatin. Lineage: Eukaryota; Metazoa; Chordata; Actinopteri; Istiophoriformes; Xiphiidae.